Budorcas taxicolor (takin) is the source of this 2373-nucleotide messenger RNA. RefSeq names its product synaptotagmin 14 (gene SYT14). The record is from RefSeq and is a predicted model, not a curated record. NCBI's taxonomy places the organism in Eukaryota, Metazoa, Chordata, Mammalia, Artiodactyla, Bovidae. The transcript has 6 exons. Bases 1 to 2373 code for a protein of 790 amino acids.
AUGGCAUUUUUCAAAAGUUUUCAGCAGAAUCUGCCUUCAGUGUCCUCUCUGGUGGACACGAUCAGUAAUGCUGUGGAAGAUUUGACUGCUGCUGUAGGAGAAGUCAGCUAUGCGUUCACUGACUCAGUUGCUGAACAGGUAACAAGCAUGAUAAAUGGCUUUCGCCCAGAAGAGGAAAGCUCUGCAGCCCCAGAAGCUGCAGAUACUUCUAAACAAGAAAGCACCACAAAACCAGAAGUCUCCCAAAACACUAAUUGUCAGAAAGCACCAUUCAAUUUAGAGAACCGAGCAAAUCGGAUAAACAGCUAUAAUACUUCAGUUUCACAAAAGCAAGACCGAGGAAUGAACGAAGGAGGAGGAGUUAAACAUAUUAAUAAUAGGCAGCAGAUGCCGUCACAGUAUCAGGAAACAGAUAAUGGCUUGAAAGGUGAUUCUUUGAAAGGCCAUGUGCGUGAUGGUAGGGUAUCAGUUAGCAGGCAGGAUGCAAGUGCUGGAUCUGCUUGGCAAGAACUUGAAAGUACUGACAGGUGUCGAAAAAAUGGAUUAGAAAUUUCCAGUGACGGUAAACCUGACUUAAAGGAGGUAAGAUAUCAAGAAAUGAAAGAAAAUUACGUAAAGAAAGCUGAAACACAUAUUAAAAGUAAAGGCCACAAAGGGAAUAACUAUUUAGGAAAUGAAAGUUCUCCAAAAGAUAUUUUGGAAAGCAGUAGACAUAUGAUGCAGAAAUCCAUUAAGAAGGAAGACUUAUAUCCAGCAGCAUCAACUAAUUCUAAAGAUCAGUGUCAAGGAAAAAUCAAAGAACAAAUGAAUCCAACAAAAUACUACAAAGGGAAAGCAGAUAUAAAAACAAAGAAAAAUGAAGCCAUUUCUGCCAAAAAAGAAACAGCAAAGAGUAAAGAUGAAAAAUAUUUUAAGAUAAUAUCAGAAAAAGAUAAUUCCUACAUGGACAAAGAUGAGCAUGGUUCAUCCUCUGAAAGUGAAGAUGAAGCUCUGGGUAAAUACCAUGAGGCCUUAUCCAGAACACACAAUUCCAGACUACCACUGGCAGAUUCUAGACAAAAGAGCUAUACUUGGGAAACGAGACAGAAAUAUAGUCCUCUUUCUGCAGAGUAUGAUGGAUACAGUAGUGAAGCAUCAAUAGAUGAAGGAAACUGCAUUCAGAGAAUGAGAAGAACACCCCCACUGGAUGAAUUGCAGCCACCACCAUAUCAGGAUGACAGUGGUUCUCCCCACCUCUCAUGUACACCCUCAGAAAUUGGGGACAGUAAAUGUGAAUUUUCCCACUGCAGCAACAGUCCAAGAUGCUCAUAUAACAAGUGUCCGAGUGAAGGAAGCACAGGUCAUGAAAUAGAAAGUUUUCAUAAUAAAGGAUUUGAAGAAGAUGUUCCGAGUGACAGCACCGCAGUCCUGAGCCCCGAAGAUGUGUCAGCUCGAGGAUCGUCUUCACAGCUUCCUAAACCUUUUGAUCCUGAGCCAGAAGCUAAAUAUGGUACCCUGGAUGUGACUUUUGACUAUGACUCACAAGAACAGAAGCUUCUGGUAACAGUGACAGCUGUCACAGAUAUCCCAACAUAUAACAGGACAGGUGGCAACUCAUGGCAAGUACACCUUGUUCUUCUACCUAUAAAGAAACAGAGAGCAAAAACCAGCAUCCAGAGAGGACCAUGCCCUGUCUUCACAGAAACAUUCAAAUUUAAUCAUGUUGAAUCUGAGAUGAUUGGAAAUUAUGCAGUUCGGUUUAGACUGUAUGGUAUACACCGCAUGAAAAAAGAAAAGAUUGUGGGGGAAAAGAUUUUUUAUUUAACAAAAUUGAAUCUUCAAGGGAAAAUGUCAUUACCUGUGAUAUUGGAACCUUCUUACAAUCAUUCUGGCUGUGACUCCCAAAUGAGCGUGUCGGAAAUGUCCUGCAGUGAAAGCACGUCCUCCUGUCAGUCUCUUGAACACGGCUCAGUCCCAGAAAUUCUCAUUGGUUUGCUCUAUAAUGCCACAACUGGAAGGCUAUCCGCAGAAGUGAUAAAAGGCAGCCACUUCAAAAACUUGGCAGCAAACAGGCCACCCAAUACAUAUGUUAAAUUAACCCUACUGAAUUCCAUGGGCCAAGAGAUGUCCAAGUGCAAGACAUCCAUCCGCAGAGGGCAGCCAAAUCCGGUCUACAAGGAAACGUUUGUUUUUCAAGUGGCCCUGUUUCAGCUCUCUGAUGUGACGCUCAUACUGUCUGUGUAUAACAAACGCAGCAUGAAAAGGAAAGAGAUGAUAGGCUGGGUUUCCUUAGGUCUGAACAGCUCUGGAGAAGAGGAACUCAACCACUGGACUGAAAUGAAAGAGUCCAAAGGACAGCAAGUCUGUAGAUGGCACGCAUUGCUAGAGUCGUGA